AUGCUUCAGCUAAUGCUUGUUGGAAUUGUUGAAGAGGCCGUCCACAUCUCACCCGCACGUGCUAAGAAGCAGCAGUACAAAUGUAGAUUGGGACGUGCUGGGCUUUCGGAGAAAGAGCGAAAUCUUCUUGCUGGAGCAGUUCUUGGUUAUCUGCCAAAAAGGAGACCUAGAUACGACUGUUAUCUGGAACUACCUGCUUUGCUCUGGAUCAUCAAAGUUGAGCAUUACUUCCAGUACAUAGCAGCUUACGGUCCAACCAGCUCUGGAAAGGAGCACUGGGUAGAAGGAAAGUAG
Messenger RNA from Cylicostephanus goldi, 294 nucleotides. NCBI's taxonomy places the organism in Eukaryota, Metazoa, Nematoda, Chromadorea, Rhabditida, Strongylidae. The record is from the annotation of a GenBank genome assembly.